Messenger RNA from Tilletiaria anomala UBC 951, 794 nucleotides. RefSeq lists its product as uncharacterized. The record is from RefSeq and is a predicted model, not a curated record. NCBI's taxonomy places the organism in Eukaryota, Fungi, Basidiomycota, Exobasidiomycetes, Georgefischeriales, Tilletiariaceae. The transcript has 4 exons. Bases 147 to 794 code for a protein of 215 amino acids.
CACUAUUUCCAGCAGCUGCAUCUGCACGUCAGUUCCGCAAUAGAGCGGCUACACGCAGGAGGGACAUCGCAGAUCAUCGCGAAACUCUUCCCCAAUCUCCCAGCCUAAAGUUUUCGGAAAGCUAGCUGCAGGCAAGCCCGCUUAAGAUGAUUCUCACGCUGGCGCGCUUCUCGCGGACGACGUACCGCGGCGCGCUCAGCUCUGGGUCGGGCUCAUCGUCCAAGAUGGCAGCGUGCUCCUCGCCCAAGUCGCGCAGUACGCUGCGACAGGCCAUCGCGUCCGGGCAACUGCAGAACGGGCACAACGUGCCCAAGAGCCUGCAAAAGACGGCACGGACCUUGGAGCUAAACGUGCAGCAUGAAGAUCAUGACCAGGGGAUGCGCUGUAUCAACAAGGCCGUCGGGCUGGGCAAGUACGUUCGCUGCAUGGGCGACGACGCGAUCGGCGUCUUUGGCAGGAAGCCCCCCAGCGAGAUGGCGUCCGUCGCCAGUUUGCGGCUGCAGAUGGAGCAGCUCGGCCUCGUCCAAACGUUCGAGCAGGAGCGCCUCGCGCAGGCAAAGACGCAGAAGGCUGCCGCAGUGUCGUGCAAGAAGAACAGGCCUUCACGCAGCGCGAGGGCCUCGUCGACGGCGGCGCAACCAGCAAGCGCCGGAGCCGAGGCGGCAAGCGCGCAGGCGGCAGCUGCAGCGCCCGCAUCACCAGUAUCAGAGGCAGCAGCCCAUGAGUAUUAUCAGCAUCGCAGCCGCCGGGCCGGCAGCCUCUCAUCAUGCUUUGAGCAACCCAUCGACACGUGA